Salvia hispanica is the source of this 1676-nucleotide messenger RNA. Its product is annotated as protein S-acyltransferase 11-like. NCBI's taxonomy places the organism in Eukaryota, Viridiplantae, Streptophyta, Magnoliopsida, Lamiales, Lamiaceae. Gene Ontology annotation, molecular function: palmitoyltransferase activity. The record is from RefSeq and is a predicted model, not a curated record.
AUUCAAACACCCUUAAUUUUCACUAUUGUUUGAACUUUGAAUCCUCAACAGACUAAAAGUCGUCGGAGCUCUCUCCCGAAUUCGUAAUCAAACCCUUCACGUCUAUCGCUGCGGAUUUUGGCUGCCUCGAGCUUUGAUCCCACGGAAUAAGACGUCGCAACUGAUGAUAUCUUCUUCGAAGGAGGAAGAUCAACCCACAUCUACUAAUGAGGACCGUGAUCAAUCCACAUCUGCCAAUGAGGACCGUGAAACAAAUUGUUGGGGUUGUGGGCUUCGUGUUAGCGUUGCUGCUUAUGCAUCAGCUUUCAAAUGCGGCUGGUGUGGAGCUAUAACUAAGGAACAUGUGGUGAAAAGUGAUAACAUCCGAUUGAGACGCUGCCUCGACCGUUUUUUUGUUACCAUUGUCAUUUCAUUCAUGCUAUUCUUUAUAUGUGCUGGUGUUUGGGCUGUUUAUCCUAUCAUCUUCUCUGUUAGUUACUUCCGUGGUGUGUUUCACUUGGCCAUUAUAGCGAUAUUGUCUAUAUGUACUUUAUCGUCAUUUUGCCUCUCGGCAUUUCAACCUGCUGGUAUUCCACCACUGAUAAUCUGGGGUAGCUUUCCAGCAGUGGGGCAAGGUGGACUAGACAAUUAUACCUUCUGCCAUUAUUGCUCAAAGCCAAAAUCACCUAUGGCGCACCAUUGCCGUUCGUGUGGGACGUGUGUAUUGGACAUGGAUCAUCAUUGCCCUUUUAUUGGGAACUGUGUUGGUGCUGCAAAUCAUCGGUGUUUUAUCCUCUUUCUUUUAUCAACAGUCAUAAGUACAUUUUAUGUUACUAUUAUGACUUCCUAUUCUGCACUUCAAAUCUGGCCGCAUCCGGAGAAUGAACCUGUGAUCCGGUUGAGUGGAUAUGCUAACCCCGAGUUAAUGUUUGGAGUUUGGAAAAAGACAAUUUUGGCCUUCUUGAGUGCAGCAGUGUUUCUGCCUGUGAGAGGACUUGUUCUAGUUUAUCUAUUUCUUUCUAGUUUGUCAGUGAGCAUUGGUUUGAGUGUGCUGUUGUGGCAGCAGCUUAGUUACAUAUAUGUUGGAAAGACUUACUUGAGUCAUCUAAGAGCAGUAGACAGUGAAGAAGUGAUGGAAAGAGAUUGCCAAAAUCUUGCAAGAUUUUUUGGCUGCCCAUCUACGACAACAGCAUAUUUGCCAAGUUAUUGGAAGUCACGGAAAGCUCAUACGAAGUGAAGCUGAGAGGUUGGAGAAAAAGUGUUGGUAACUCUCUAUAUCUCAUUCUGCUCUCCACACCCAAGAUUAAUUUAAUCAGUAUAUGUCCAACUCUCAAACUCAAUAAUUGCAACUGAGUUUGGGCGACGAGAACAAAACAUCUCUUGUGCUCUCUUCAAACGCGUGCUUCAUUACUUCUUCUGUGUUCGGUGAUCAACAGCUGAGACAAAAUCCUGACUGCAUACUACUUCAUUUCGGUAUGAAGGCUUCCAUCUCUCUGUGUGUGUCUGUCUGUCUGUCUGUUUUGUGAUAAGAUACUACAGAGCUCAUUGCAAAACAAUGUACUAAAUGGUUGAGCAAACUUGUGUUUCAGCUUAUGUUAACUGUAAUUCCACCAUACACCCCUAUUUGUUAGGCAGGAAAGCAAACUUGUGUCUCAGUUUCUUCCUUGCGGUUCUUUAUAGUAUUGGAUUGUUUACAA